Serendipita indica DSM 11827 is the source of this 342-nucleotide messenger RNA. The record is from the annotation of a GenBank genome assembly. NCBI's taxonomy places the organism in Eukaryota, Fungi, Basidiomycota, Agaricomycetes, Sebacinales, Serendipitaceae.
AUGGCCCAACGUGUUACGCUCCGAAAACGCCAACCGUACAACACUAAAUCGAACCGUCGGCGCCAGGUCAAGACGCCCGGUGGAAAGCUCGUCUAUCAUCACUUGAAGAAACCAGGAACUGCUCCAAAGUGCGGUGAUUGCGGUGUUGCGCUUCCUGGUGUUCCAGCACUCCGACCAAGGCAAUAUGCAACCAUUUCUAAGCGCAGAAAGACAGUGAACAGGGCUUAUGGUGGCAGCCGAUGCGGAGACUGCGUAAAGUCUCGAGUGGUCCGUGCUUUCCUGAUCGAGGAGGCAAAGAUUGUCAAAAAGGUCAUCAAGUCGCAGAGCCAGACCAAGAAGUAA